GCAAAAGCAAGCAAACAGCAUCCUGUUCCUACCUACGAUCCGAUACAGAAUUUUUCUUCCGAGCGCACAAGCCGAAGCAAUCAGCACCGACAAUGUCGAUGGUGAGGCGGAGCAACGUCUUCGAUCCCUUCGCGGACCUCUGGGCGGACCCCUUCGACACCUUCCGCUCCAUCGUCCCGGCGAUGAUCUCAGGCAACAACAGCAACAACGAGACAGCUGCGUUCGCCAACGCUCGCGUGGACUGGAAGGAGACCCCUGAGGCGCACGUCUUGAAGGCCGACCUCCCCGGCGUGAAGAAGGAGGAGGUCAAGGUGGAGGUGGAGGACGGCAACGUGCUCGUCGUCAGCGGCGAGCGCACGAAGGAGAAGGAGGACAAGAACGACAAGUGGCACCGUGUGGAGCGUAGCAGCGGCAAGUUCGUGAGGCGCUUCCGCCUGCCGGAGGACGCCAAGGUGGAGGAGGUGAAGGCCGGUCUGGAGAACGGUGUGCUCACUGUCACGGUGCCCAAGGCCGAGGUGAAGAAGCCUGAGGUGAAGGCCAUCGAGAUCACCGGCUGAGCAUUGGAGCCAGUUUAGUUGAUGUGUGUGCGAGCUCUGCAACCUCUGCAACCUAAAGUAUGGUACGGUUGUGUCUUGUUCUUGCCGAGUCUGGUGAGACAUCUUUGUAUUGCGUUUCUUUUCCCAGUCGUGUCUCUACUUGUGUGAUCGCCAACAGAUUUGGCGAUGAAUAAAUGAGAAAUAAACCGGUCGGGUUUUGAGUGCAGUGCA
Triticum dicoccoides is the source of this 767-nucleotide messenger RNA. RefSeq names its product 16.9 kDa class I heat shock protein 1-like. The transcript has a single exon. The record is from RefSeq and is a predicted model, not a curated record. Bases 93 to 557 code for a protein of 154 amino acids. Lineage: Eukaryota; Viridiplantae; Streptophyta; Magnoliopsida; Poales; Poaceae.